Messenger RNA from Aspergillus tanneri, 1815 nucleotides. RefSeq names its product lysine--tRNA ligase KRS1 (gene KRS1). The record is from RefSeq and is a predicted model, not a curated record. Gene Ontology annotation, cellular component: cytosol; cytoplasm. The transcript has 3 exons. Gene Ontology annotation, biological process: lysyl-tRNA aminoacylation. Gene Ontology annotation, molecular function: tRNA binding; ATP binding; lysine-tRNA ligase activity. Lineage: Eukaryota; Fungi; Ascomycota; Eurotiomycetes; Eurotiales; Aspergillaceae. The coding region runs from base 1 to 1815 and encodes 604 amino acids.
AUGGCGGACUCGAACGCUGUCAAGGAGGUAGAGGCCUCUAUGGCCAAUCUGCUCCUCGAUGAGGUGACCGGUGAGAAGGUGUCCAAGACGGAACUGAAGCGUCGCCAGAAGCUCCGCGAGAAGGAGGCCAAGAAGAAGGAGAAGGAAGCUGCUGCUCCUCCUAAGCCUGAGAAGAAGGUCUCUGCGGAGGAGGAGGAGGCCAAUCUGACCCCUAACCAAUACUUUGAAAUUCGCAGCAAGCGAAUCAACAAGCUGCGCGAGAGCAAGAACCCUGACCCCUACCCCCACAAGUUCCAGGUCACCGAUGACCUGCGCCAGUACCUGAAGGAAUACGAGGGUCUGGCCAAGGGCGAGCAGAAGCCCGACGUCACCGUUCGCGUCGCCGGUCGGAUUUACACCAAGCGUGCCUCGGGUACCAAGUUAAUCUUCUAUGAUAUCCGUGCGGAGGGAGUCAAGGUGCAGGUUGUGUGCCAGGCCCAGAACACCACGGGCGAUGUGCCCUUCGAGGCCCAGCAUGAACAUCUCCGGAGAGGUGACAUCGUCGGCAUUGUCGGCUUCCCCGGCCGCAGUAACCCCAAGAACCGUGCCGACGGAGAGCUAUCCAUCUUCGCCAAGGAGGUCGUGCUCCUGGCCCCCUGUCUGCACGCCAUCCCCUCCGAGCACUACGGUUUCCAGGACAAGGAACAGCGGUUCCGCCAGCGAUACCUGGACCUGAUAAUGAACGACCGAUCGCGCAGCGUCUUCGUCACCCGGUCCAAGAUCGUCAGCUACAUCCGUCAAUACUUCGACAGCCGCGACUUCAUUGAGGUCGAAACCCCCAUGAUGAACGCCAUCGCUGGCGGCGCCACAGCCAAGCCGUUCGUCACCCACCACAAUGAUCUCGACAUGAACCUGUUCAUGCGCGUGGCGCCCGAGCUGUAUCUUAAGAUGCUGAUCGUAGGUGGUCUGGAGCGUGUGUACGAGCUGGGCCGUCAGUUCCGGAACGAGGGCAUCGAUCUGACGCACAACCCCGAGUUUACCACCUGCGAGUUCUACUGGGCCUACGCUGAUGUUCACGACGUCAUGAACCUGACGGAAGAGCUGAUCUCGGGACUGGUGAAGCACGUUACCGGCGGCUACGAGACGACGUUCCACACGCAGACCGGCGAGGAAUACCAGGUCAACUGGAAGGCGCCCUGGCGGCGCGUGGAGAUGAUCCCGGCCCUGGAGGAGGCCACGGGCGAGAAGUUCCCACCCGGUGACCAGCUGCACACUGCGGAGGCCGGCGAGUUCCUAAAGCGCGUGCUCAAGAAGACGGGCGUCGAGUGCUCGCCACCGCUGACAAAUGCGCGCAUGCUCGACAAGCUCGUCGGUGAAUUCAUCGAGGAGACCUGUGUCAACCCCACCUUCAUCUCGGGCCAUCCGCAGAUGAUGUCCCCGCUGGCCAAGUACCACCGGAAGAACGUGGGACUGUGCGAGCGGUUCGAGGCCUUCGUCUGCAAGAAGGAGAUUGUCAACGCCUACACCGAGUUGAACGACCCGUUCGACCAGCGUCUGCGCUUCGAGGAGCAGGCGCACCAGAAGGACCAGGGUGAUGACGAGGCCCAACUCAUCGACGAGAACUUCUGCACCAGCUUGGAAUAUGGUCUGCCUCCGACCGGUGGCUGGGGCAUGGGUAUCGACCGACUAGUCAUGUUCCUCACAGACAACUACAGCAUCAAGGAGGUAUUGGCCUUCCCCUUCAUGAAGGAAGACAAGACGGCGCAGGAUACCAAGACCGCUGCUGAGGUGGUGGGUGUGGAACCUCAGCGUGAGGAGGGAAUCCCUCAUAAAUAA